Messenger RNA from Pomacea canaliculata, 4369 nucleotides. Its product is annotated as E3 ubiquitin-protein ligase RGLG4-like. Lineage: Eukaryota; Metazoa; Mollusca; Gastropoda; Architaenioglossa; Ampullariidae. The transcript has 2 exons. The record is from RefSeq and is a predicted model, not a curated record. Bases 393 to 1436 code for a protein of 347 amino acids.
GCUGCUUGCAUCAGUCUAUCUCGGUGCUGGAGCUGAGCUGUGUGCAGUAGCUGUUGUUGCUGGCAAGAAGCAUUCAUUUUGUCCAACAGACUUCGGGAAUAUAGCAAUACAAACAGCACCAAGCUUAUUGGUUGCCUGGUAACCACGGGCUUUACUGACAUCACAGUGAUUAGAAUCCCACUGCAGCAGCUUUAGUUAUUCCACUGGCGGUAAAUUUGCUGCCUCGUGCGGUGGUCGAGGUCGUUUCCGAAAUGGCGACUGCAUCAGACGUCAGGGCCAGCGAAAGCGACUUUUUCGAGAAUACAUCUGACUAGUGAACUGCGGGGCUCUCCAUCUAUUCCGUGGCCAUUGCUGUUAGAGUCUAGUGCGGAUGGUUGCAGUGAGGGCGGCCCAUGUCUUUAGUGCCUUGCCUCCUGUACAUCUGCGCUAACGUGGUGUUCAUGGUGCUGGUGUGGCUCUACAACCGUCGGCCCCAGCGCCCGACGACCACGCGGCACGGCCCUACCCCCGGUCACCUGGCCAACGGCUUCAGCACCUCCGUCAGCAGCAGCAGUAGCCGCUGGUCGUCUAGCCGACAAAGCAGCUUUAUGUCCAUCCUUGGCCUGGGCGACUACCAGAACUUCUGCGCUUUUGAGGACCACUUCUCCUCCUUUGGGGAAGUGGCCGAGGCUUGCAAGAGGGCAGGACUGAGCCGCUGCCAGCUGAUCCUGGGGGUCGACUUCAGCGCCAGCAACGAGUGGCAGGGCCGCAAGACCUUCAGCGGCAACUGCCUGCACCGCGUGAUCCCUGGCAAGAUUUUGAAUCCCUACCAGAAGGUCAUCUCCAUCAUUGGUCGCACCUUGGAAUCGUUUGACAACGACAACUUCAUCCCAGCCUUCGGCUUUGGUGACAAGACCACAGGCGGUGAUGCGGCUUUUUCUUUCACGACGCAUCCCAGCGGUUGCCAUGGUUUCGCCGAGGUGCUGGCACGCUACGAGCGGCUGGUGCCGCGCCUGACGCUAGGGGGCCCUACUAGCUUCGCCCCAGUCAUCCGACAAGCCAUCGAGAUCGUCAAGGCCCGCGCCUGCUACCACAUUCUCAUCAUCAUCGCCGACGGCCAGGUCAACGAGUACGGGCCCACGGUGGACGCCAUCAUCGAGGCCUCCUUCUAUCCGCUUAGCAUUGUCGUCGUCGGCGUGGGUGAUGGACCCUGGGACGCAAUGGAAAAGUUCGACGACCGCAUUCCCGAGCGGCAGUUCGACAACUUCCAGUUCGUGAACUACCAUAAGGUGACAGCAAAGCGGCGCAACCCGGACGCUUGCUUGGCCUUGCACGUGAUGAUGGAAAUACCAGACCAGUACAAGACCAUCCGGGCACUUGGUUACCUGGACAAUGAGGCAGAGCCGGAACAAGACAUUAGAAAACUGUCGACAAAAGCGACUUUAAAAGUUCCAUAGGAAUAGUACGACAGAAAACAAUUUUUUACAAGCUUUAUUUUUUACUCGUACAGGCUUUUAUCUUAAUACCUACCCUUCCCCUUACCCAACCAUCUCCCAAAACGUUUUAAUUUAUUUUGCAAGACUUCCGCAAUCAGCAUUCCCGUGUGUUCUGUGUUUACAAAGGAGUGUUUUGUUGGGGUUUUUUAAAUUUGUUUUGUGUGGUGAUAGGAGGAGGUGUUCAAGUUUACAUGUCUUUGCGAGUUAUCAUUAUCAUCCAUCCCAGAACUGGAGUCCCGCGGGGUUAACGAUCGCGCUUCCUGCAAAAUCGUUGGCCUGUGUGUUCCAUGUAGCACAUUCCCAGGAGUUUUCUCACAUGCCUGGAAUCGUCUUUCCGUUUCAGCAGAGACACUUCUCGCUCCCCUACUGCAGGAUAGGGAGUAUGAGGGACUUUACAGUCUGUGCUUGGUACAGUCUUUACACCUGAUGCUGCUGCUGCGCCAAAUCCUGUUCAGCCUGGUCCAUUGCUGCCCUCGCUAUUGAGUGUAUACUGCUCUGAACCAAGCUAGAAUAAUUAUAUUUGCGUAGAAGCCGGAUGUCAUUUGGGAAGUUCCUUGUUCAAAUGACAUAAGGUGUGACGUCAAAAUAAGGUGACGACAAAAAGAUGACGACAAACGGAGGACGUAAAAGAAAUUGGAAGAGGGCAGACGACAGCGUGUCAGAGAAGGAGCACGGACGUUGUUGAGCACGGUUGCUAUCGUCAGUCCGAAAUCCCACCAUUCGGCUACAUUUCACAUAAUGAAAAAAAAAAAAAAAGAAAGGCGAUGGCUGUUUCCUUCAAAGCAGUUGUAUAUAAAAAUCGAGGCUGGUAAGAAUGUGGUCGAGAUAAUGACUCCCCCUGGGCACUUGAGGAGUCUCCAUUGAUUUAACUCAUUUACAUCGCAGUAUACGAGAAAAUUGAAGAAACGGGGUGUAGUCUACAGAAAAGAUGGAGCCAAGCCUGACGAGAUGGGGGGUCAGUACCUCGGCCCAGGGCUGUGGAGCGGGUCCCGGCAUUGGCAGAAAUUUUUUUUCCCUUAUAAACAAAUGUCUGGAGUGGGGGGGGGAAUACCAAAUCAUUACACACGGAGAAAUAAAAUUUUACGUUUGUACUAUAUUAUUCGCAGGCCUAGUGUAGUAGCGAGGUGGUUAGAGGGGCUGGGAAGAGAGAUUGAGGUCACUAGUCGGGGUUAUCAUGUUUGUGACACGCUGGAUGUGCUUGGUGUCGGAAGGUCGCUGGACAUCGAUGAUAAACGAUUACAAUUAAUGAUUAAUGCAAGGAGCCGUGCUGGUUUUCGGCGGCCAUGGAAAAGGCUACCGUGGUGGCCUUGCAGAUUGGGAAUGACUAUCAGCUUUGGCUUUUACCGACAGACCGGCCAUCUUGUCAAACCGUUACACCUGUAGUAAUGAUCCUUCAUCUGGAACAGCCAGAACCUCGUUGCUUCUGUUAUUCGAUCCACCAACGUACAAAACCAGAGUGAGGAACCAGGUGCAGGAAAUGGUGAUGUGAACAAAAAAAAGUUUUUAAGCUGUUGACCCUUUGAACAAUUUUUAACUGUAAACAUAAAAUUUGUUCUAAUUUGGACAAUUCUCCAUCAUUAGCUCUGCAUUUUCGUUAGUUUCUUUCCGCAUUCUUCUUUAGCAGUAAGUUAUAGAUCAACUGCAGCUUUGAGGUACACAACAAUAACGAAUAACCACCAUUUCAUGAUCUGUGAGAAAUGUUCUGUCUAGAGAUAGUCUUCCUGCUAAAUACCCGUUAUUGAUUUGCUGCUGUACAGAGACUAACUUGGUUGCUGGACGUUAACAUGUCCUGUCUGUGAUGAAUGACCAACUUAUCCACCCUGCCCCAAAAUUUUCAUGCAGUAAACUGCAAAUUUUUUUUUUAAUUUCAUCUAUGCAGAUGUAAUGACAGUGGUCAUUUGUAACCUACUGAACAAGUCAGAUUACUGGAAGAAAAAAGUUUGUAAUACCGUUUGUAAUCUUCAAAAGAUACUACACAUGCUUUAAGAAAGGUUGAUAUACUUAUCUUGAAAUCACCUGUGAAAAGUUACACAUUCUUUGAUCUUCAGUAUGUCCAGCCUGUACUUUUUAAAUGGUCUGCAUACAUAAAAUGUCUUACAAUAACUCCUGUGAAUACUUAUACAAAACAGUGCUACAGUUGCCAAAUUUCUGUUUAGCAAUUAUUUUCAAAUAUUUGUUACUGAUUUGGUCAGUGCCACAAAGCUUUGUGAGGUAUAUUACUAUUGAUAUCUACUGUGAUGAUGCAAAGCUGCUGCUGCAUCUGUCCUCAGCUUCACAUCCAUAAUAAUUUAUCAUUUUGUGCAUAACCUUCAAACAUUUUUCUGUGACAAUAUUACAUGAGCAUUAGUUAUUGUUGAAUACUUUGUAUCAGGAAUUUUGUAUACAUGUAUUGCUUUGCAACAGUUGGGAAAAACCUACCAACACUGAUUACACUAAAUGAGCUGCAUUUCAUAAUCUGUAAUAGCUUUUUCUGUAGACAGCUAUGCAUUUGCAUUUUGAUGCAACAGUAUGGAUUGUCAGCACUUCACGCCUUACUUUUGUUUUUGAGUUAGCUGUGAAGGGCAGAACUCAAUACCCUUUGGGUAGUUGUCACUAUUUAAAGUGCUGUAUAAUGAAGACUGUAAGUACUCCAUCCAUGCAUAAUUUAUAAUUGAAAUUAUUGGUGAUAACUUAGUACGAUUUAUGUACUUCAAAAAUGGUUGCCAUUUUUAUGAGUUCUUAAAUGAAUCAAACAGCAGAUGCUGAAUAUAAACCUGCUGACAAUAUACUGUAAGCAAGAAACAUUUAUGAGAAUCCAUUUAUCCUGAGAAUGGGAGGACACCACGUGAUUGUACUCCAGCAAUUAUCACCUGAGGCUGGGAUGACAGCAGUAAGUUUAAUUACUUAUACUAGCA